CUGAAGGAGGUUUUGUUUACAUCACCUGUGAACUGAGCGCGUGAAAUUGAAAGUAAAUGAAUAAUUUGAUGCGAUACUUAGUAUGUUUCAGUGUUUGUAGUAUUGCAUAAAAUGAUGAAAGAUUGGAUCAAAUUGAAGUUAUUUACCGAUAAAUGUUAUCAUUCAGUUUAUAGUUUGUAAAUAUGUCUUCAUUGAUAUCGGCAUUAAAUUGGUAUCAUAAAAAAAUUGGAGCUUAUGAUAAAGAAUUAUGGGAGAAAUCAGUUGACCAGCGAAUCUUAAGGGGUGUUUGUGCCAUCCCUAAAAGAACUACUAGAAUUAAAACUGAACUCAUUGAUGUUGAUCUUGUCCGUGGUUCAGCAUUUGCCAAAGCAAAACCUCAGCACAGUUGGAUUGCUGCUACAGUAUCUGGUAUUAAGCGUGUUUUCCUUUUACCAUUUUUCUACUCAUGGUGGAAACUUCAGACAAAUGCUCUAGUCAGUUGUACACUUGUCAUUUUAUAUUUUUUACAAAUUCUUGCUAUGUACCUAUAUUUCUCUGCUGAUGAAAAAGACUUUGCAGAUGUUCCUGUGUCUGAAAUAUUUACACCAAUAGCUAUGACUUUUAUACUUGGCAUUGUGCAUUCUCAAAUUGUUGCUACAUUUUCUACUAAAAAGACUAGAAAGCAUGUUACGAGAGACAAAAGACGAAGACCAAAAUGCAAACGAACAAAAAAGCCAGUUCACUAUGAUCAUGAAUCUAAAUCAUCCCCAGACUCUGCUUCUGAUGAGAGGCAUGAAAAUUCUGUCAAUCACUUAAGGCAAACUGUUGGUAAAAGUGACAAAACUGGGAUUCAUCAUGAUGAUGAUCCUUGUGUUCAGUGCCAACCUUGUGAUUGUAAAAGGCUUUUCAAAAUGGGCCAGCAGCUAAGAUUUUCUUUUGAUGACAACACCAAAGCAGUCUCUUCAAAUGAUGAAAGUGGUGUUGACGAAUCAGAUUUUGUGCAGCCCCCUGAAGACUGCAAUGAAGCUGAUAAUUUUGAAGAUUCAAAAGCAUGCCUUUUACACUUGGAUAGCAUUUCACUGCCAGCUGAAAAUAAUCCUAAAUUGUUAACUGAAAAUUCAUUUAAUCUAUGUUGUCAUAAGUCUGAUAAUUCUAUUAUUGCUGGAUUUGUAAAAAAUAACUUUACUUCAGAAAAGUCUACUGAAUGUUCUGAAUCAAGUGUUACAAACAUAUCAACAUAUCUCCCAAGCAGCUCAAAUGGACUGAGUGCCACUGCAGCAUUUACUAAUUCAAGGUGUCAAGGUUCUGUUGAAAGAGAUGAUGGCAACUUCAGUUCUGAAGAAGACUUUUUUGUUGCUAGAAAAUCAUCUUAUCCCAGAGAAGAAUGGACAAAUUCUGCCAUGGAAGAGAAAAACACCUGUGAUGCUCCUAAACUUUGUUCAAAGAAUCAUUCAUCAAAACAGUUACAUUCAGUUUCCAGAAGAUAUUCAGAUGGUGGUCUGACAUAUAAAAAACCCAAAGCUUUCCAAACUGUGUUUUUAUCUUUACAAGACCAUAGACACUCUGUGGAUAAUGUGUUGAUGGAUGGUGAUAAUCUUUUGGGUGGUAAAGUUUCUGGAGCCAAUAUUUUAAAAGAUAAUGAACAAGCAUCACGGUCUUGUACUUCACCUACUAGGCUACACAAUAGGAGAAAUGGUGGCAGAGAUAAUAUGGUUCAUGCUAUGAAAUUACCAAUUAAUAUAAAAAAUUUCUCAAGCUCAUGUGAUUCCUGUACAGAAACUUCUCCCAAUACACCUUCAAAGCCACUGACAUCUGAUUUGGAAUGGCCUUUAAUAACUAACACGGAUUGCAACAGUGAUAGCACUGAUUGCUCAACCCAAUGCUCAGAAGGAAAUGCUAGUGAAUUAUCGCCUUCAGAAAAUCCUUUUGCUUGGGAAAUUCAAGAGCCUUCUAAGAAACCUUCUAAUAUUGGACACACUGGCUCAGAUAAAGGUUAUCGUCCUAGAACAGUGAGCUGUACCAUAUGGGAACACAAUGAGUGUAAGAAAGCAGAUUUAACAGCCCUGGAUAUCAGCUCUGCAAUUAUUCAGAAAGUGGAUUCAUCUCAGCAUAGUUCAGAAUAUCUCUAUAUUGGAGUUGCUUUCGCCACCAUUCUGUCACUCUUACCUCUGCUGUUUCGUUUAAGAAAUGGGAUCUCAACUUAUAUCAUACAAGAUGUCACAACAGAUAUGCUAACAUUGACUGUUCCAACUUCUGAAGAAGUUGCUAAAAUUACUGAUAAUCUUUUGGAUAUCAUGUUAGGAUCUGCAUGGAGAACAAAACUCGUUACUGUGAUUGUCUUGAUGGAGCGAUUCAUGUUAAGUCUUGCUUAUUUCUUCUUACUUUCAGUUGCAGAAAAAACAUUCAAGCAACGUUUCUUAUAUGCAAAACACUUCUGCUACCUGACAUCCUCAAGACGAGCCAAACGUUCUGAUUUGCCUCACUUCCGAUUGAAUAAAGUUCGAAAUAUAAAAAUAUGGCUGUCUAUCCGCUCAUAUAUGAAGAAACUUGGUCCCCAAAGAUCUGUCGAUGUUAUUGUUUCAAUUGCAUUCAUUUUGGAAGUCUGUGUGGUAUCUUUUCUUUGCAUUCAACUAUUGAAAGAAACAGGGCAAUUUGCAGAUAAAUUGCAUUGCUGGGAACUACUAUUUUGGACAUUAUCUCUGGGGAUUUUUCUUUUGCGCUUUAUGGUAAUUGGAUCAAAAAUUAAUAAAAAGUAUCGAAACUUGUCUGUCCUUAUUACAGAACAGAUUAAUCUGUAUCUGCACAUGGAACAAAAACCACAUAAAAAGGAAGAGUUGAUGUUAGCCAAUAAUGUUUUGAAAUUAGCUGCAGAUUUGCUUAAGGAGCUGGAAAGUCCUUUCAAAAUAUCUGGUUUAUGUGCAAAUUCAUAUCUAUAUAAUAUUACCAAAGUUGUCGUAUUGUCAGCAUUUUCUGCUGUACUAACUGAUGUUUUAGGUUUCAAACUUAAGUUGUAUAAGAUCAAGAUCAAGUAAUGAACCAAAUAUUUUUUUAUUAAUUCCUAUUACAUGCCAAAGUAUUCUGAUCUCAUUUUAUGUUUACUUAUAUGAAAGUGAAUUGAAACCUUAACAGCAAGGUAAAAAAAAUUUUAUUAUUUGUGAUCAAUGGAUUUGUGAUAUCUUUUAUUCAGUUUCUGUAAAUUUUUUUUGACAUUUUUUGAUUUUUGCUAAAAAUAUCUAUAUUAGAGUUUCUUUUUAUGAUAUUAGGUAAAUAUUGUUUAAUUUUACCAGUAAAAUCUAUUUAUGUAAACAAAUGAAUAUUAUAUUAGAAAUUGUUCUACUUAAGCAUAAUCUUCUUAUAGGAAUAUUUAUUUAUAUAUAUUUAGAUAUACAUCGACUAGUUACUAUUUUGUAUGUGUUAAAUAUAAUAAAUUUGAACUAUAUGCAUUUAUUUUUGGAUGUAAAAUUAUUUUGAUUGUGAACUAUGUAAAAAAAAUGCUUCUUAGUUUCUUUUCUUGGUGUUUUGUAUAACUUAUGCACUUUAACUAGUCAGGUAUAAACUAAGCAUCGUGUUUAUCUGGUAUUGAUCAAUAUAGGGUUGUGCAAUGCUUUUAAAAUACCUCUUGCACUGAUGCAUAUGCUCAACUAGAUUACAGUCAUAUGAAUAAAUGCACAAAUAUAAAUUUAGCAUAUCAUUUAUUGCUCAGUAAAUGUUUCCAUUUAUACUAUUUUUGCUAAUUAAUUUCUAUUGAUGUUUUAAAAGUGUAAUAGCUUUCCAUACUUUCUAUCAAAAACAUACAUUUCAAGUUAACUAAAAUUGUUUUGAGGGCAGCUGUUUUUUAGAAAUCCAUUUUUAAAAUAGCAUUUAUUAAUUUGAAUAAUUUUGUUUGACUGAUUAUUGCUGCAUUAUUUCUUAUCAUAACUACUAAGUCUAUUUGAAUUUAAUAAUGUAUUUCUAUUUAAUUAUAACUUAAAAACAGUUUAUUGAGAAAAAUGUAAGAACUUAUACUUCAAUUUAUUAUUCAAAAUAUAUUUUCUGUAAUUCAUACAUCUGAAAUUAAGCUUAUUACUUGACUCGCUUUUUAUUUUCUUGUAUUUCAACCUUUACACUGUCUUAGUUUCAACCUUUAUUGCAUGUCUUAAGUAUUUUAGAAUAAAUUUUUGAAUUGAGUAUUAUAUCCUCAGGUGUUUUUCCUCCCUUGAGUUAUGCAAGCCAUUAUCAUUUCAUUUCAUACAAACAUUACGUAAGUCAUGAUUUUAAUCAUGUGUUCUUAUGUUUAAUUUCGUAACUCCAUAUGUAAAAAAUAGAUUAAGGUGUUAAAUAUGAGGUUAUUGUGUGUGUAUCUGCAUGUGUUUUUUAAAGAUAAAUAAGGUUUAGUUAUAUCAGUUUUUUCUUCUCGGUGGUAAUAGUUUUUUGUUAGGGGCAUUGCUACUUUUCUCAAAUAAUUGUUUAAUUUUUGUGCAAUUUAUGUACUGACUCUUAUUGCUAGGACUUUUUAUAUUGCAAUGAAUUAUUAUUGGUGGCUGUUAUUUAAAAAUAUAAAAUUCAUGCAAUAGAAGAAAAAAAAUUUCAAUAAUCAAUACUGCAUUUUUGACAAAAAAAAUAUUUGGAAAAAUUUUGUUGAAAUUUUAUGGAAUGCUGUGGUUUUCAUAUAACUAGAGUACAACUUUUUGCAUGAUUUUUGUUUCUUAUAUGAUGUUUCAUCAAAAUGAAGUUAACAAAAUGUUAGACUGCACGAUUGAUGAUUAGCAAAAGAUUUUUUUUUUCAGUAUUAAAAAAAAGCCACUUGUUGAGUAUUUGCAAUUGCUUACUACUUAUCAUUUAUGUUUCAUUGUCAAUGUUAUUUAUUUAUAGUUACUAUGUAUUAAUAACAUUUUAUAAUUCAGUAAUGUAUCUUUUGUAUGUUGUGACAGAAAUACUGCAUGGUUAUGUCUUAUUUUUUGGAGUAAGGCUUAUGAUAUAAUAUUCCAAAAAAUCAUUCUAGUUUUUUUAUUAUGGGGAAUUUUAAGGUUAAAUUAUAGUUUUGGGAAUGAAUUUAGUAAUCUGAAAGAGAACUUUUUAUCAUUAGUUUACAGAAGCAAUAAAACAUUAAUUUUUAAAAAUUCCUGUUAUUAGAUUGCAUGAUUUGCAUAUGUGCAGUUUCAAAUAAAAAAAGAAAAAAGUCCUGCUUUUACAGAUAUGAUGUUCUGCCACUACAGAACAAGCAGAAUGAUUGGAAAUGGUGCCAAGAGAACUUGAAAUUAAGUGCUAAUAAGAAACAUUUUUUAAUAAAAAAUUAACCUUUAACAGUCAUCAUUAAUUAAAUCAGAUACAAGGGAAAUCUCAUAAUUUUUUUAAAGAAAAGUUGAAAUAUGAGGCUUUUAUCAGCAUAAGAAUCAUGAAAUUAGGAACAAGACAAUGUAUUUUUUUGUUUGAAAUUGUGCCUUUGCAGGCCAUUGCUCAUUUUAACUAGAUUCUUGAGUAAACCCUGAAUUCUAAAAUUUAAAUUUGGGGGAUUAGAGGCAGUGUUUAAAUUAUGAAAAAAUGUUUUUUACUUGUUUCAAAACUUUGUAUAUUUUUGUGAUCACAAUAACAAUAUAUUUUGAUAUUUUUAGAAUUUUAUUGCUCGUUUCUUUUACUUUAAUACCGUAUACAUAAUCCAUUUUGGUGGCUUUUUUUUUUUUUUUUUUUUUUUUUUGAAAUUACAAUCAAAUUAGUAUUUUUAAAAUUCCGACUGUAAAGCAUUUAUUUCAUGAAUAUAAAUAAUAUGCAGAAAAUUAUAUUGGAUAUGAAAAAUUUUGAUAAUGUCAACUUAUUGAUUUGAAAUAAAAGAAACUUUAGUUUGGAAUAUUUUCAGAAUAUAAUUCUUUUUCUGUAGAUAGAAAUAGUGGUAUCUAAAUUAGGAAUAUCAGACUAUGCAGUUUUAUUACUUUUGAAAUCCACUAGCUGUAAUAUACUCAUAAGUCACAGAUGUUAAUAUAUUGAUCUAGUCUUCAUUUUUUUUUAAUCAAUUCAAACACAAAUGUGGUGUGGCUCUUAUAAAAAUUUCUAAAAUAUUUGUCAACUUCUUUAACGUUUAGAAGACUGCACAUAUUUUUAAAUCAUUUUAUAGCAUAUAUAACAGUUAAUUAAGAUUAAAUAAUUGAAACAUAUUUUAGGCAAUUCCAAUCUCAAAAAAUCAAGUUAACAUACCUCCAAUUAUAAGUAAUUUAAUAUGUCAUCCCCUCCCUUUCUUUUCAAUUUUUCUGGAAACAAAUGCAGAAAAAUUAUGAUUUUAUUUUUCUAUACAUUUUUUUAACAGUACCGAGAUUUAAAGGAUACAUUAAAAUCUCAUUGUAAACAAUUUCACAAGAAUGUAACUUUUAUAUUAGGAACACUUGAAUUUACUGUUUAAGGACAUAAUCUAAUUCAUUUCUCUGUUUAUAUAUAUCAUAAUUAAAAAAAUAAGAAUAUAUUUAUAUUGUGUAGUAAUUUUUAAGACGAUUUUGAUGAAGAGAAUGGCCUAUUAGACUCUUCUAUUAUUCUCAAGCUUAAUUAGAAAUAUCUGUUUCUUAAAAGACAUUUAAUCCUUUGUAUUGAAUAUAAAUUAAAUUUGGUGUUUAAAGGUAAAUUGUUAAGAUUAGGGAUUGCAAUACCGGAUCAAAAUUUCAAUACCGGUAUUCGGUAUUUUUUAGAUCUUAAUACCGGGAUACCGGUUUUAAUACCGGUAUUAGAAAUUUUAGAAAAAGAAAGAAAAUAAGGUGUUUCUUUGUUUUAUUUGCCAGUUUUAUAAGAGAGUGUAAUAUCACAAAAAAUAAUAUGGAACUUAUAAAUUAUAACAGUAUAUAAAGAAUCACAAAAAAGUAAAGGAAUAACUUAUUUAUUUAAAUCAAAAAAAAAUUGUAAAUAUCAGUAUUCAGUCUGUGGUACUAAUACAAAUUUUUGAAAUGUGAUCUUAAAAACCAUAAUGCAUAUCAGUUGUACUGUCAUUAAAGCUGAAAAGUAAUUUUGUGUAAAAAUGACCAGCUGUCGAAAACGCUCUUACGGCAUCUACGUCUACGUUCUUCAGAUAGUGAUUUGUGCUGUUCUUUCAUGAUUGCAACAUGAAAUUUAUUGUUGCAUUAGCUGUUAAUAAAUUAAAAUCUCUCCGACAUAAUGCCUCUAUAGUCAGUUUUAUUGGAAGUAGAAGUGAUAUAGUUCUGGAUAUUAAGAUGAAUUCACUGUCUGAGAAAAUUAAUUUGCAGGUUUAAGUCGAUUAUUGCUUUUUGGAUUGGAUUUCUAAAUUUCAAAAACCGUUCCAUCAUUAGGAGUAAACUGUUCCAACGUGUCUUAGAAUAUAUUAUUAACAUAUAUUCUGUUUUAUUUUCAGUUAGUAUAUAUAUUUUUAAUAUGAAAUUUUUUGUAGGGGAAAGUUUAAAUAUCUUAACAAUUUUUCGAACUUUAUAAAUUAUAGGAAGCAAUUCUUGAUGGGUUAAUAUUUCAUCCUCAUUAGCAAUAUCUUCUUCCACAAUUACAUUGUCAUUAUCUUCAUUGUCAAUAUCACUCUCACUCUUACUCUCUUCAAUGUAUCGGAAUCCGAAGUUUCUAUAUCCACAAUAUUUGGAUUCUUCUGUUCUUUAUUUUUUUGGUAUAAUACAUCUAUUACUCCUAAUUGAAAUCCAUGAGCAUAGCACAAUUGCUGAUUUGCACCAAUCAACUUUCCAAAUUUUUUCAUAACUGUUGCUCCAUUAGUCGUUAUAGAUACAAUAUCUUCUUUCAGGGAUAAUCCAUGUUUCGCUAAUUUAGAUUUAAGCAAUUAAUUAAGCCAUUAAUUAGCUAAUUAAUUUCGCCAGUUGGGGAGACAUAAAAACAAAAACGUAUACUAUUUUGCUAUGUUGGCGAUCCCUGAACAUAUAGUGGAGACAAUUUUAAAAGUUUCUAGUAAAUACCGAAAAACCGGUAUUUAAACUUGUGAAUACCGGUAUUACGAAAUUGUAAAAUGGCUCAAAAUACCGGUAUUCGGUAUCCCGGUAUUGCAAUCCCUAGUUAAGAUAUACUAAUUAAUAAAAUGAAGCAAUUAUAGUAUCUCAGAAUUCAUUUGAUAUUUUUAUGCAUGUAAAGGAGAAAGAAAAAAAAAUUUCUAUCAACUAAGAAAGAGUUUAAAUGAAUAUUUGGAAUAUUUUAAGUAAGCCUUAAGGUUAUGGAGCAAAAAUAACAUCUGAUAAAAUUUCUUUGUAUUAUUCAGAUAUGAAGAAAUUCAAUACAAAGAAUUUUUCCAAUAGUUAAAGUAAUUAUUAAAAUUUUAAUUAGAUUAAAAAGUGUUUAUUAUCUUUGAAAAUGUGGCAUAAGUAUUAUAUAUAUUUUUAAUGCUCAAACUAGCUAAUUGAUGUGUACUACUAAAACAGCUUUCACUGAUGCAGUAAAGUAUUACUGUAUUCUUCUGUAUGUGCAAUGCAUAAUAUUUUAAGUUGAUUAAUAUGUAUGUAUAUAUCAUAUUAGAUUUUCAAAGAAAUCAUGUAUGUAUUAUAUACAUAUGCAAUCGGAUAUACUAAUAGCAACAAAUUUUUAAUUAGGGCAUUUUUUUUUCUCUUUAUGAUCACUUGAUUAGAUGUUAUAUUUUUAUCAUUUGUGAUUUUAUAUUUACAUUGUUUCUUCAGAAAUAAAGAUAUAUUUUUAACAACAAUAAGACCGUAAAAUCUUAUCAAAAACAAUUACGUAGUUGGCAUGUAAAACUAAUGCUAUAAAAUAUUUUUAUG
Molecule: messenger RNA, 8669 nt
Organism: Argiope bruennichi
Lineage: Eukaryota; Metazoa; Arthropoda; Arachnida; Araneae; Araneidae
Gene: phtf
Product: protein PHTF2-like
Exons: 19
Coding region: 183-3011 (942 amino acids)
Cellular component (GO): endoplasmic reticulum
Source: RefSeq, a predicted model, not a curated record